CACUCACAUCGCAUCUUCCUUGCACUUCCGCCAUUGGUCCAUCUGCGAUCUGUAAGGUGGUGGGAGCUGCAGGCGGGACUCGGGAGGCCCAGGAACUAGAAAUGGACUCAGUGGCCUUUGAGGAUGUUAAUGUGGAGUUCACCGUGGAGGAGUGGGCUUUCCUGGAUCCGACCCAGAAGAAACUCUACACGGUUGUGAUGCUGAAAACCUUCUGGAACCUGGCAUCAGUAGCAUGUAUUUUAGAAGUAAAAUGUGAAGACCGUGACAGUGGAGAUCAAUAUGAAAGUCAUGGGAUGAAUCUUAGCAGUCAUAUGGUAGAGAGACUGUGUAAAUGGAAAUAUGGUUGUCAAUUCAGAGAAAACUUUAGCCAGAUUCCAAAUCAUAAUGAGAAGACGGAAACUCCUACUGAAAUUAAACAACCUAAAUCCAGGUUGUGUAGGCAAAUAUUCAUGCAUUAUUUAUCCUUGAAUAACCACCUGAGCUCUCACAUUGGACCCAAACUACACCUGUGUCAGGAAUAUGAAGAAAACCCUUAUAAAUGUAAGGAACCUGAGAAAGCUUUCAAGCCUCACCAACAUAUUCAAAGACAUAAAGGCAGCCCCAGUGAGAAAUCUUUCCACUAUUCAACUUCCCAUAGAAAUCACGAAAGAACGCAUAUUGCUGGGAAACCGUUUGAGUGUAAGCAAUGUGGGAAAGGCUUUAAUCAUCUCAUUUACUUUAAACUUCACAAAAAUACUCAUACCGGAGAGAAACCAUAUCAAAGUAAGCAACGUGGCAAAGCUUUCAGUUCUCCCAAGUACUCUGGAGAAAAUGAAAGCACACACACUGGAGAAAAGCCCAAUCAGUGUAAGAAAUCUGGAAAAGCUUUCAGUUCCACUUCUCUUAGAAAUUCUGAGAGAACUCAUACUGGUGAGAAACCUUAUAAAUGUAAGCAAUGUGGUAAAGAUUUCUCUCAUCGAACUUCCCUGCAUUAUCAUAAAAGAACACAUACUGGGGGAAAACCCUAUGAAUGUAAGCAAUGUGGUAAAGUAUUCUCUCAUUCAGCUACUCUCCAAAAGCAUAAAAUCAUUCAUCCUGGGGGAAAAUCCUAUAAAUGUCAGUAUUGUUAUAAAGAUUUAUCUAAUCGAACUUCCCUCCUACGUCAUGAAAGAAUUCAUAUUGGGGAAAAACCCUAUAAAUGUCAGCAUUGUGGCAAAGCUUACUGUGAUCGUGGUGCCCUCUGUCGUCAUGAAAGAACUCAUACUGGGGUAAAACCCUAUGAAUGUAAGCAUUGUGGUAAAGGUUUCAAUUAUCCAUCUUCUCUCCAAGGUCAUGAAAGAAUUCAUACUGGGGAAAAACCCUAUGAAUGUAAGCAUUGUGGAAAAGCCUACAGUUAUCCACAGUCCUGUCAAAGGCAUGAAAGUACACACACUGGCAAGAAGCCCCAUGUAUGUCAGAAAUGUGGUAAGGCUUUCAGUCUUUCUGCAUAUCUUAGAGAUCAUGAAACAAUACAUACUGGGGAGAAACCCUUUGACUGUAAGCAAUGUGGGAGAGCUUUCAGAUAUUCCAGUUCUCUUCGAUAUCAUAAAAGAAUGCAUAAUGGGGAGAACCCCAACAAAUGUAAGGAACAUGGAAACCAAGAAAAAUUUCAUACUUGGGGAAAACCCUAUGAAUGUAUCCAUUGUGGUAAAACUCUCUUUUCUCUACGUUCCCUCCAAUAUCAUGAAAGAACACACACUGGAAAAAAGCCCCAUGUAUGUCAGGAAUGUGGUAAGGCUUACAGCCAUUCUGCAUCUCUUAAAGAUCAUAAAACAAUACAUACUGGGGAGAAACGCUAUGACUGUAAGCAAUGUGGGAGAGCUUUUAGAUAUUCCAGUUCUCUUAGAAAUCAUCAAAGAAUGCAUACUGGGGAGAAACUCUACAAAUGUAAGGAAUGCGAGAAAGCCUUCUAUUCUGCCAGAUGUCUUAGUAAGCAUAAAGUAUCUCAUCAUGGAAAAAAGCCUCAUGAAUGUAAGGAAUGUGGUAAAACUUUCCUUUUUCCUAUUUGCUUAGAAAUCAUGAAAAACAUCAUGCUUAGGGAAAACCCUAUGAAUGUAACCAUUGUGAUAAAGCUUUCUCUUAUCCAAGUUCCCUCUAACAUCAUGAAAUAACUCAUAAUAAGGAAAAACCCUAUGACUGUAAACCAUGGGCCAAACCCUUUAUUCAUCCCAGUUCCCUUCAAAAUCACAAAAACACUGAUAGUGGAGAGAUAUCAAAAUGAAUGAAAGAACUCACACUGAAAAUAAGCCCUAUCGUUUAAAGACUGUAGAAAAGCCUUUGACCAUCCUAGUUUCUUUCUCUUUUUUUUUAAAUAUUCACCUGAGGAUAUUUUUCCAUUGAGAGAGUGGAAGUCAGAGAGAAAGACAGAGCAAUAUUGAUGUGACAAAAACAUAUCAAUUGGUUGCCCUCCUUCACAUGCCUAGAUAUUUAAGGACACAAAGUGGAGAAAAGCUCUAUGAAUGUAAGGAAUGUGGUAAUGUUUUCAGUUUUUCCAAGUCUCUUAGAACACACACUGCGGAAAAACCUUAUGAAUGUAAGCAAUGUGGGAAACCUUCAGUUGUGUCACACAUCUUGGAAGACAAAAGAAGACAUGAUGG
Myotis brandtii (Brandt's bat) is the source of this 2615-nucleotide messenger RNA. RefSeq names its product zinc finger protein 14-like. The record is from RefSeq and is a predicted model, not a curated record. The transcript is spliced from 4 exons. Lineage: Eukaryota; Metazoa; Chordata; Mammalia; Chiroptera; Vespertilionidae. Bases 102 to 2129 code for a protein of 675 amino acids. Gene Ontology annotation, biological process: regulation of DNA-templated transcription.